Psylliodes chrysocephalus is the source of this 2088-nucleotide messenger RNA. Lineage: Eukaryota; Metazoa; Arthropoda; Insecta; Coleoptera; Chrysomelidae. The record is from the annotation of a GenBank genome assembly.
AUGUCAAAAUAUUACAAAGAAAUAGUGGGUAAACGCCAGGUGUAUAGGAGGGUUUCUGCACAGCUUAAAAGUAAGGAAAUAAUUAUUGAAAAACAUACCAUUGAUAAAUCAGAAUCAGAUACAGAUGCUGAGUUAACACAAAACAAAAAUGCAAUGGUUAAUGUAAACCAAGCUGGCAUUGAUAACAAUACUAAUUGUUUAGUGCAAAAUUAUUAUAAUAAUGAUAUUUAUUUGUCUGAUAGCUCUGUUGAUUUAAAUACUCUCGAAGAUGUAGAUGUAAGUGUUGAAUUUAAUCAAAACAAAUCAAAUUUAGCUAAUAUUGACGAUUCUCAAAGUAAUCUAAGAUUGUUAUUAAGGAAAUGGGCACUAAAAAAUAAAGUUUCACAUGUUGCUGUUAGAGAUCUUUUACAUAUACUUACUCCAUUGCAUCCACAAUUACCACUUGACCCUAGGUCAUUGCUUGAUACACCUGUUACAAAUCUGUCUAAUUACAAGAAGUUUAAUAAUGGAGAGUAUUGUUAUUUUGGAAUAGAAAAUUUUUUACAAAAGAGCGAUGUAAUAAAUACAAUUCCUAAGGAUGUCUCUGAUAUAAAAAUAUCUUUUAAUAUUGAUGGACUUCCUUUGUUUCAUAGCUCUAGCCUACAAUUUUGGCCGAUUUUAGGAUUAAUUAAAUUGAAAAAUGAUCAAGUGAAGUUUGAUCCAUUUGUUAUUGGUAUAUAUUGCGGUAAGUCAAAACCAGAACCUCUAGAAAGUUAUCUAAAAGAUUUUGUGACUGAAUUGGGCGACUUACUAAGAAGGGGUUGUAAUAUUAAAAACAAACUUUACUCUAUUAAGGUUCAUAGUUUUGUUUGUGAUGCUCCAGCAAGAGCAUUUAUAAAACGUACCAAAUCUCAUUCCGGUUACUCAUCAUGUGACAAAUGUACCCAAGUAGGUACAUAUUAUAAAAAUAGAGUAAUUUUUAGUGGUAUUAAUGCUCAGAAAAGAACUGAUGAAUCAUUUGCUUUACAGAAUGAUGAAGAUCACCAUUUGGGCGUAUCACCAUUAUUAGUAUUAAAUAUUGGUUUAGUAAGCUCGUUCCCAAUAGACUACAUGCACUGCAUUUGCUUAGGUGUAGUGAAGAAACUUAUAACAUCUUGGCUUAGUGGAAAUUUAAAUGUUAGGUUAUCUGCCAAAUUAACUAAUAAUAUAUCAGAUAAUUUACUAAGAAUAAGGAAAUAUAUUCCUGCAGAAUUUAACAGAAAACCCAGAGGGUUAAAUGAAGUAUCACACUGGAAAGCAACAGAGUUUAGAGCCUUUCUGUUAUACUAUGGACCCAUUGUUCUUAAAAAUAAUAUUAAUAAAGCUAUUUAUGAACAUUUUUUACUUCUUCACUUUGGUAUUUCAAUUUUAUGUAGUAAGCAACAUAUUUCUACUAAAGGUUAUACUUUAGCAGAAAAUGUAUUAAUUAAUUUUGUUAAGCAUAGUAGACAUAUAUAUGGACUGGAGUUUCUUAUUUACAAUAUACACUUGUUAUUACAUAUAACUGAUGAUGUAAAAGAGUAUGGUCCUCUUGAUUCAUUCUCUACAUUUCCUUUUGAGAAUACCCUUGGUCAACUUAAAAACUUAAUCAGAUCUCCUAAUAAACCUUUACAGCAAAUACAUCGCCGCUUAACUGAAUUAAAUUAUUCAACCAAUUCAGUGUCCAUAAAACAAUCACAAUUUUUUCAUGAACAUUUUGAUGGACCAUUACCUUACGAAUAUCACAUAUUUACGCAAUACAAAAAAAUGUAUUGUAAUAAUGGUAUGACUAUUUCAAUAAGCCCAUAUAAUUCAGAAAAUUGUUAUUGCCUUUUAAAAGAUAAUUCUAUAGUUCAAAUUAAUAAUAUAAUUACUCAUGACUAUUGCACUUUUCUUGUUUGUAAAUCUUUUUCUGUAUAUAAGUCAUUGUAUACUUAUCCAUUUCCAUCAAGUAAUUUAAAUAUUUUUGCAGUAAGUGGUUUGUCAUCAAUAGUGCAAGUAGUAAGAAUUACUGAUAUUUUGGCAAAGUGUAUGAUUUUGCCCUUAGAUGAUAAAACUUUGGCUUCAUUUCCACUACUUCACUAUACAUGA